Molecule: messenger RNA, 4427 nt
Organism: Cuscuta epithymum
Lineage: Eukaryota; Viridiplantae; Streptophyta; Magnoliopsida; Solanales; Convolvulaceae
Source: the annotation of a GenBank genome assembly
UUUGCAAAAAAACUCACCUGCCCUUGGUCCUAGCGAUGCCUCUUACGGAGUAUAUCUUUGUUAGCUGUACUUUUUUCAAUUACUUUUGGCAGGAUAAUUGGCAAUGAGAACUGCAUUAUUAUUAUUAUUAUUAUUAUUAUUGUUUAUUUUUAUAGAUAGAUUGUUUACUGGACGAGGAAAUAAACAAAAGAUAGGUCAAUCCGGGAAAUCAUAUAAUUUCCAGUAUGAAUUGCAUUUCUUAUACAAAAAAAAGAAUGGUUUCAAUUUCUUUUCUGAAAUCAAAUUAAAGGGGAAGAGGACAUAGACAAUGUAUAGAAGAAGCUGGAUAUCAUUAGUUUUAAAACACUUGCUUGUUUGCUGAUUGUCUUGGAAUAAAGAUAUCCCCUCACCUAUCUACCACUAAAAGCCACCUUUCUGAAUCGAUGAAUUCCAAAACAAGCCAGUCAAACAAUUAGAUACUUAAUACUAUACUAGGUUGUAACUGAAUUCAUACAUUGCCAUGCAGUGGAAUGGCAUAUUGGUGUUUGGUGGUGGCAAAUGCCUAUUCCAUGAUGUCAUCAUUAUUGGUGAUGUUCUGAUUAAUUGUUAAUGAUUUAUUGAUUGAUCAACAAGUACUGACUUACCGCGGAAAUGACUCAAAUUUGACACAACAGCCAUAAGAUAGAAUAUAUUUUGACCCCCUUGAGCCCUCUAUACACGUGAAGUAUUGAAUUUUCACUUCCUUUGCCGUGCUUUUGUACACUGAAUUGAGAAAUAAAUACUAUAGAGGGCUGGUGUAAGUUUGGGGUGCUUAGUGGGGGUAUAUAUAUUUAAAUAAAGUGAAAAUUCAAUAUUUCAAGUGUACAUACAUAUUAUUGUUAGAUAAGUCAGGUUAGUCGAUUAUUACUAUCUGUGUUCUUAUUUUAUCUCAUCUUGUUUGGUUUGUUCCUACAUAUCUUAUUUUAUCUUAUCAGCAGUGAAUAGAGUGUUAGAGGGUGUUGUUGAGGUUCGCUCUCUAUCUGUUCUUUCAUUUAAAUGGUGAAUAGUUUUCUAAAUUUAGGAGUUGUAAUAAGCUGUAAUGUAAUGACCAAGCAAUAUGCUGGCAGUGUUCCCUUCCUACGGAGGAGAGCAGAAUUCUGCAGAUUAACUGUAAGCACGUGUCAUAUCAUCCCAUGAUGACAUCAUGAAGAUGUCGUACUGACGUCCUCAUUGUCAGGCGGAAACAGUUAUCCCAGGCGGUCCAGUUUUUCAUAUAUAUAUAUAGAUGAGAGAAGAUGAAAUAUGGAUAAAUGGGGAAUUUACGAAAACAUAUUUUGUUGCAACAAAAAACUGUUACCGCCAAUAGCUCACUAGUAUAAUACUAUAAUAAGAGAAGAUGAAAUAUGGAUAAAUGGGGAAUUUACAAAAUAUAUUUAACUGCAAUAAAAAAUUGUAGCCGCCUAUAGCUCACUCGAAAUCAAGUCUACACAUUUCUUGACAAUUGAACAUUAGUUGUCUUCGACCGCUCUUCCUCACCAUUCUAUUCCAAAACGUAAUCAUUGCACAAGAACCAUUGUAUGUCCAAGACAAUCUGUCUUUUAGGAACAUAAUAGUGCUGGUGUUUAUCUUCGUGUAUGGAUCACACCUGUCUUGACUCUUGAGUUAUUCUUUUCAGGGUAAAACAUCGCCCUCCUUCAACAGCUUGGCUUGAUUUCCUUAUUAGAGAUGCGCUCAACCGCAAUUGCAAUUUCUGCCUCCUCCCACGCCCAUGGCGGCUGGUGGGGCGGGAGAGGCAGUUUCGUAAAUAGCAGCAACGGCAGGAAUAACAGUAACAGCUAUCUCGGCGUCAUUUCAGCUGCUUUGGUUUUCUUCCUAGUAUCGUUUCUGUUGCUGGGUUCCAUUGGUUGCUUCUAUGCUCGGCUCAUGCUGACACCUAAUGUCCACACAAACCUGCCCGUGAAGGGCUGCCGUGAAGACAAUGAGGGUUCUUGGGCAAUUGGUGUUUUUUAUGGCGACUCUCCUUUCUCCCUAAAACCCAUCGAAGACAUGAAUAUACAUAGCGACAAGAGUGCAGCUUGGCCGGUGGCCAAUCCGGUUCUAACUUGUGCUUCAGCUUCACAGGCUGGGUUUCCUAGUAAUUUCGUUGCCGAUCCUUUCCUUUAUGUUAAGCAAAAAUAAAGUUGAAACGGGCUCAACUUGAGAGGUGCAUAAAUGGACUAAAUUGACCCCCCACGGGCUAUUCCAAGCAAUGUGUGCCAAAAAACCAAACAGACUCCAAUUAGAUCAAAUUUUGAUACCAAGUUAUGUUGGGCCUAACUCACUCAAAAGGAUCCUCAAGAGAUAAGGAAGACGCUCUUUACCUGUUUUUUGAAACGAAGAACCCCAUCACAAUGCAAGGGGAUAUUGGAGUUGCUAAAAGUGUUGAUAAAGGAGUGACAUGGGAACAGUUGGGCAUUGCAUUGGAUGAGGAUUGGCAUCUCUCAUAUCCAUAUGUCUUUGAAUACAAUGGGAAUAUAUAUAUGUUGCCCGAGGGUAGUGAUAAGGGAGAACUUAACCUGUACCGAGCUGUAGAUUUUCCCACAAAGUGGGUGCAAGAGAAGGUAGUAAUGAAAAAGCCCAUCAUAGAUCCUUCUAUAAUCUCACAUGAUGGGAAAUACUGGCUGUUUGGUUCAGAUCAUAGUGGCAUUGGGGCCCAAAACAACGGACAACUAGAGAUAUGGUAUAGUACCUCCCCUCUUGGCCCUUGGAGGCCCCACACAAAGAACCCCAUUUACAACACAGACCCAAGCAGGGGAGCCCGAAGUGGAGGAAGACCGUUCAUGUAUGAUGGGAACAUAUACCGUGUUGGUCAAGACUGUGGUGACACGUACGGGAGGACAGUCCGCAUAUUCAAAAUAGAAAAUCUCACAACACAUGAGUUCAAAGAAGUUGAGGUUCCAUUUGGCAUUCAAGAAUCUAUCAAGGGGAUAAAUGCCUGGAAUGGGGCCCGCAGCCAUCACUUUGAUGUGAAACGCCUGGGCUCGGGAGAGUGGAUUGCCUUUUUGGAUGGGGAUCGUGUGCAUUCAGGUGACGCUACCCACCGGUUUGCUCUCGGCUUUGCUUCUGUUGUCGGUGUUGCAGUAAUGCUCAUAUUCUUGGGUGUUUUACUUGGGGCCGUCAAGUGUGUUGUCCCUUUGACUUGGCAUUCACACAUGGGAAAGAAGAGUGAUUCUUUUUUAACCCGUGAAGAAGAAUCAAAGGACCCAUUCUCUAUGAAAUUUUGGUUUUUUUUCUACCAAUUGAUCCGACUGGGCUCAUUUCUACGUGCCAAAAUAAAACCAAGCACAUGUACAGGAGUUUUGGUUCUUGCCUUGACAUUCUUAACCGCGGCUGCUUUGGCGUGUUUAGGCGUCACCCACAUCUAUGGAGGCAGUGGUGCCCAAGAACCGUACCCUAUGAAUGAUCACUACUCUCAAUUUACUCUACUGACCAUGACAUACGACGCCCGCAUGUGGAAUUUGAAAAUGUACAUCAAACACUACUCGAGAUGUGCUUCGGUCCGUGAAAUCGUCGUUGUGUGGAACAAGGGAAAGCCCCCACUGGUGGGAGACUUCGAUUCAGCAGUGCCAGUGAGGAUAAGGGUGGAGGAGAAGAACUCAUUGAACAACCGGUUCAAAGCCGAUCCCUUGAUAAAGACGCGAGCCAUUCUUGAGCUUGAUGAUGACAUCAUGAUGACAUGUGACGACGUCGAGCGGGGUUUUCUUGUGUGGCGUCAGCAUCCAGAGCGGAUCGUGGGGUACUACCCUCGCCUAGUGAAUGGGGACCCGUUGGAAUACAGGGCAGAGAGACAUGCUCGGAAGCACAACGGGUAUAACAUGAUACUGACCGGGGCAGCAUUCCUUGACGCUGAAAUGGCUUUCAAACGAUAUUGGAGCAUGGAGGCUUUGCCAGGACGGGAAAUGGUUGACUCGUUUUUUAAUUGCGAGGAUGUGCUUUUGAACUACUUGUAUGCAAACAUGAGCUCUUCUUCUCCGAGCACUGUUGAGUAUGUGAAACCAGCAUGGGCUGUUGACAUGUCAAAGUUUUCAGGUGUUGCAAUUAGUGGUAACACACAAGCUCACUAUCAUGUUCGGAGCAAAUGCCUCCGUAAAUUCUCUGAGAUUUACGGGAGCAUAACGAACCGAAAAUCCAAAUUUGGCAGCCGGAAGGAUGGCUGGGAUGUAUAGCGUAUAUAAAACUUUGUUACUAAUUUCUUAUUUGUUUAUUUUUUGUGGUGGGUUAAUUUUUGUGUGUGCAGAAGUUAUGCUUUAGCCUCUUUGUAGACUGAAUGAUCACUUUACCUCUUAUGUUUUUUUUUUGUACAUGGAUGAGUGUAGUUAGACUGUUAGAUCAUGUUUAUCUUCAAGGUGAAUUGCAUACUUGUUCUUUAAACAUUUGCCCCAGUAUUGUUUUAAUUUUAAUUUUCUUAUUGUCAAAUACGGAGUAUUAAC